Messenger RNA from Drosophila bipectinata, 910 nucleotides. The record is from RefSeq and is a predicted model, not a curated record. NCBI's taxonomy places the organism in Eukaryota, Metazoa, Arthropoda, Insecta, Diptera, Drosophilidae.
UUUGCCUAACCUUGGGCCUUGUUGGAAUUCGCCUUGUGGAUUCCAAAUGCUGCAAGACACAUGAUAAUAAAGUAGGCAAAUGCCUGCAUCGUUGGAACUGGCCGGCUGUUAAAACUAUUGAAAAUAAAAUUAAUGGGAAAAUUGACCUAGCCGACCAAGAGGAAACACUGAAUAAAUCAAUUUCUUCUUGCCAAGAAGUAAGUAAAUCGACAAGAUUGACUUUCAGAUUCUAAGACUAAGAUCCACGCCCCUUUAGCGUGACACUUUUUGCUAUGAAGCACCUCUGAAUUCUGUGGGGGUAACCUUGCUUAAGAAUUACGAUGAUAUGUGCGGCACUUUCGAACAAAUUAGAAAAGUCCACUACAUGAAACUUGAAGAUGUUACCCCGAAAUCGCGACCUUGGUUGGCCAUACUCGUGUUAAAACGUCGGCCCGAAAUGAUCAGGGCAUUGUAUCCAUGUGGCGGCACGCUGAUUACUUCUACAUUUGUUUUGACGGCUGCGCACUGUAUGCAUGAGGACCUAGAAUUUGUCCGUUUCGGAGAGUAUGACGUUAAUAAUAACCAAGAUCGCUUGGUCACCCCCCAAGACCCAAUGGGCACUCUCAUGGAGAAUCCCCAAAAUGUUCCGAUCUUAAAAUUUAUCGCCCACGAGAAAUACGUAAAAGAUAGUUCAAAGAAUGACAUUGCAUUGAUCAGCCUAAGGUACCCCGUGCGGUUCAACAACUUUAUUCGACCCAUAUGCCUGCCGAUAUUUCCAGACGGCCAAGUGUGGAGUCAGACCGAGAAAUACUUGGAGGCCGGAAUAAUGACCGAAAGGCAUUAUGAUUGCGAAAAGACCCCGGUGAAGGUGUACACUGAUGUAUCGGAGUAUAUGGGUUGGAUAACCAACAAACUUGCGAUUGAAGAUUAA